Quercus lobata is the source of this 815-nucleotide messenger RNA. Its product is annotated as 40S ribosomal protein S18-like. NCBI's taxonomy places the organism in Eukaryota, Viridiplantae, Streptophyta, Magnoliopsida, Fagales, Fagaceae. Gene Ontology annotation, cellular component: ribosome; small ribosomal subunit; cytosol. Gene Ontology annotation, molecular function: RNA binding; structural constituent of ribosome. The transcript is spliced from 4 exons. The coding region runs from base 121 to 579 and encodes 152 amino acids. The record is from RefSeq and is a predicted model, not a curated record. Gene Ontology annotation, biological process: translation.
CGAAGACCUUUAAAUACCAUCUUUACAAACCCCACUCUUCUCUCUCGCUCCUCCGCUCUCUCAUUUUCCAAACCCUCUGAAACAGAGAGAGCUCAGAGAACAAAAACCCUAAUCCUAACCAUGUCUCUUGUAGCGAACGAGGAUUUCCAACACAUAUUGCGUGUUCUGAACACCAACGUUGAUGGAAAACAAAAGAUCAUGUUCGCUCUCACUUCCAUCAAAGGUAUUGGUCGCCGUUUCGCCAAUCUCGUUUGCAAGAAAGCUGACGUCGACAUGAACAAACGAGCUGGUGAGUUGACAGCCGCUGAGCUGGAUAACCUGAUGGUGAUUGUGGCAAACCCUCGCCAGUUCAAGAUACCUGAUUGGUUUCUGAACAGGAAGAAGGAUUACAAGGAUGGUAAAUAUUCUCAGGUUGUCUCCAAUGCUUUGGACAUGAAACUAAGGGAUGAUCUUGAGCGUUUGAAGAAGAUCAGGAACCACCGUGGUCUGCGACACUACUGGGGUCUCCGAGUGCGUGGACAGCACACUAAGACAACUGGUCGCCGUGGAAAGACUGUUGGUGUCUCAAAGAAGCGUUGAGUUUGUUUCUCCCUUUUUGGGAUGUUUGCGAAUUUUGUUUGGCCUUUUAGAAUAUCUUGGGUUUAGUAUUGUACUUUUCUUUUUGGCAGACUCGUGCAGUAUCAUUUAGCUGUCUUUAUGUGUUCUUUAGACUGAUUGAUCUUGUUUGAGAGAUUUUGGUAUGUGUGAUGGUAUUAAUUAUUCAUAAUUUCAUAUAAUAGUUAAAGUUGACAAUGCAUUUUGCAUUUUACCUAUUC